Molecule: messenger RNA, 1527 nt
Organism: Rotaria sp. Silwood2
Lineage: Eukaryota; Metazoa; Rotifera; Eurotatoria; Philodinida; Philodinidae
Source: the annotation of a GenBank genome assembly
AUGGAAGCUGCUAAGCGACGAGGCCUAUUACGUGAUGAUACUGAAUACAAAAGAUGCAUGGCUGAAGCAGUUAUGUUCCAGAUGCCACAACAGCUAAGAACACUUUUCUGUGUGAUACAUCUACACUGUAAUCCAACAAAACCGAUAGAUCUCUGGAAUUUAUUUAAAGCACAUAUGGCCAAGGACUUCAUGCAACAUGUCAAUGCUCACACAGCAGAAGCAAUGGCAUUUUACGCAAUCGAAGAAAAACUGCAAGAGCAAGGCCGAAGUUGCAGUGAUUUAGGUAUACCAUCACCAACAUCUGUUCCUUAUUCAUUUGAACCAAAAAUUAUCAACAAGGAAGAAGAACUUCGAAUACGACAAGAAAUGUAUACAAUGUUGAAUCAAGAUCAACGUUCAGCAGCAGAUGAUAUUCUUGCAACUCAUCGUAAAGAAUCAACCACUAUUGGCUCAUGUUUCUUCAUAGAUGGGCCUGGAGGUACAGGAAAAACCUACCUUUAUAACACCCUGUACCGUUUAUUCAUGGGAGAAGGUGUCCAUGUUAUGACAGUUGCAUGGACAGGGAUUGCUGCAAGUUUACUACCUGAAGGAAGAACUGUACACAGUCGCUUCAAACUUCCUGUGCCUAUCUUAGAAACAUCUACAUCCAUUAUUCGACCAAACAGCAAAGAAGCUGAAGAAAUUAGAAAGACAGAAGUUAUCAUUUGGGACGAAGCACCAAUGGCUCCAUCGUAUGCUCUCAAUGCAGUUGAUAUCUUGCUGAGAGAUAUAAUGAACAUCAAUGCACCUUUCGGAGGAAAAAUUAUGAUACUUGGUGGAGAUUUUCGACAAGUUCUUCCAGUCAUUCGAUUCGCUAGUAGAUCAGAAUUAGUGGCAGUAAGUCUCAAAAGUUCUGACCUCUGGCAUUACUUCAAGGUCAUGCAUCUACAUCAAAAUAUGAGAACAGGACCAGGUGAAGAAGAGUUCUCAAAAUGGCUGAUUAAACUUGGCAAUGGUGAAUUAGCAUCAAACGAAUAUGAUGAAAUCGAAUUACCUCGCUCCUGCACGUUUGAUGGUAAUUUGAUCGACGAGAUAUUUGGCCAACACAUUUCUACAGAAGAUAUUUCAACUCUAUGCAACAGAAUAAUUCUGUGUCCAAAAAAUGAGCAUUCCCUCUUGGUAAAUGAAGAAGUUCUUCAACGACUACCCGGAAAUGAAAAAGUGUGCACAAGUGUGGAUGAAGUAGAAUGUGAAGAUGGUGACGACGUAACCAACUAUUCCACAGAAUUUUUGAAUAGCCUCACACCAUCAAGAAUGCCUCCUCAUAUUCUUAAACUAAAGAUCGGAGUAAUUGUUAUGCUUCUGCGCAACCUCGAUGUUAAUCAAGGUCUAUGCAAUGGAAUUCGGCUCAUUGUACGCCGUUUACAAAAUCAUACGAUUGAUUGUGAAGUAGCAACUGGAUCCAACAAAGGAAACCGUGUUCUAAUACCAAGAAUUACUUUGGCACCAUCUGAUCCAUUUUUACCCUUUAAAUUACGUAGACAUUAG